AUGGCUCAUCGAAGUCAACCGCGUGUGCUGCGAGCAUGCGACCCAUGCGCUCACUCUAAACAACGUUGUGACGGUGAGCGACCGUGUCAUCGAUGCGCAGAGCGCAGUGUGUCUUGCCAUUACACCAAGGUUGUCCGGAAACGUGGCCGUCGCCCCCGGUCAGAUUCAAGUCGAAACCUACGACGGGAUGAAACAUCCUUAUCUGGAUGCGGCUCACCACAGAAUUUGGCUGCAACUCCUCCAUAUACAAUGGUCUCGAGUAAUACGCCACUACCAGACGGCUCUCAUGGCAUGUCACCACCUGCAGGCCAUAUCCUUGGAAUGGAAGCCAGUAGAAAAGGCGUGACACAUGUCACGAAUCCAACCGCCACAGCAACAUUUGGGACCAGGAUCACCAAUCCACCCUUCCCCGCUCAAAACGACGUUUUGGAAGGGUAUUUUCAGAACACACUGAACAGCGCACGAACAGAUGCAAUCCAGACGGCCCUGACUCCUGAUCGAUAUUCCCUAGAACACCAACCCGCCUUGCCCAGCCUGCCAGAAGCCAUUUUUAGUGUCUCGGACGCUUUUGCCGACGAUGUUUCAAUGAGGCAGCCAUACCCCUGCCUUGAGACGCUGGUCCCUUCUCUGUAUGGCAUUCUCUCUGCCGAAGAUGCUUCUGAAAUGCUAGAGAUUUAUUUCAACCAAGAGGAUAAAUCCUUAUUCAAAUCCGCGUCCCCAUAUAUGCUAGCGCAUGUUUUACAUCCAUCAUACGUCCUGCACCCUACAGAUCCCCGACCAACCUCUCCCGCCUUGCUCACAGUUAUUCUUUACUGUGUCACACAGACUGCUGACCUGAAGAUUUUCGACACUCCGGGGGCGCGUGAACGAAUGAGUGUGGAUCUUUACCGUCUGUCAUUGGACUUAUUGCAGGCUGAAGACCCAGACAAUUAUUUUCGCACAUCAGAUGGGUGGCAAUUCCAUUCACACCCUAGCGGCAACUCCCCAACGCAAUCUCACUCAGCUCCGGAUCGGCAGACGACAAGCAAAGCAAUAUUACCACGACAACUCGGAUCAACGGAUAUUAUUCUUGCCGUUGCUAUACUGACCGUUGUCAUAUCUGGCGGAAAUUAUAAAGCUGACACCCUCAAGUGGCACGAUAAGUUAAUGCGGCUUGUUCGAGCCAGUGGGCUCAGUGUGGAAGAUCAGGACAUUGACCUGGGUCCUGUAUUUCGCGGGCUUUACAACGGCGACUCCACAUUCCGGAGAUGGCUUGUCAGCAAAGAAGAGAGACGUCGUCUAUUUUGGCUUAUCUACUGCUUAGAUCGACAUUUAGCUCUAUCCUUCAACAUGCGACUGAGUCUUCCCGAGGGUACCUUCUGUGUGCGGACCCCGUUGCCCGAGGGAUUAUGGCAGUCACUCGAUACGGCAGAUCUGAAUAGUAUCCAUGCCUGUCCAUUAGGCCCCCCAACACAAAUCUCUGGAACUGGCUUUUUUGAAUAUUUCUUACCACUGGCUAGGGUACUAGGGCAUAUCAUCGACUUGCAUCAUCUCCGCGGCCAUCCCACUCUUGGGCAGUUUAUUUCUCUUGAUGCAAUUCGCCGAAUCGAGGUCAUGAUUUCCCAACGUGAACAAGAGCUUCUCGACUUGGAAGGCCAGACCGGUCCCUUUUGCUCCAAUCAUGCAACCGACCCUCUAUUUGCUCAACAACCUAGUGAAGGCUCGUCCGGCGGCGUGGAGUCCUUCGGUUCGCCGUCACAUGCUGCAAACAAGGACCCCAACCUGCCGUUGGUAAAAAUCUACAGCACCUAUUUAUUACACGUCUUUUAUAUCCUGCUGCGCGGUAAAUGGGACCCGAUCUCGAUGAUGGAAGAUAACGACGAUUGGAUUACGUCGGAAAACUUCUUGAUAUGUGCCUCGCAUGCCCUUAGUGCGACCAGUAUGGUCUCCCAAAUCCUCUCUAUGGACCCGGAGAUGACCUUUAUGCCUUACCUAUUCGGCAUCUAUCUUCUCCAGGGAAGUUUAUUCUCAUUCUUUUCAUGGAUCGAAUGCCAGAGCUUGGUCCAAAUCGAUCAGUCGAGGAAGUGUGUGAGACUAUUAUUCGCGCGCAUGAGGUGA
Penicillium subrubescens is the source of this 2097-nucleotide messenger RNA. RefSeq lists its product as uncharacterized. The record is from RefSeq and is a predicted model, not a curated record. The coding region runs from base 1 to 2097 and encodes 698 amino acids. Gene Ontology annotation, biological process: regulation of DNA-templated transcription; DNA-templated transcription. NCBI's taxonomy places the organism in Eukaryota, Fungi, Ascomycota, Eurotiomycetes, Eurotiales, Aspergillaceae. Gene Ontology annotation, molecular function: DNA-binding transcription factor activity, RNA polymerase II-specific; DNA binding; zinc ion binding. The transcript is spliced from 5 exons.